Molecule: messenger RNA, 688 nt
Organism: Poecilia reticulata (guppy)
Lineage: Eukaryota; Metazoa; Chordata; Actinopteri; Cyprinodontiformes; Poeciliidae
Source: RefSeq, a predicted model, not a curated record
UUUCCUGUAGGUCAGAGAAAUGUUACAGUAGAACCAGGACAGGAUGCCAUUCUGCCCUGUGAAGCUCCUGACAGUAAAGCUGUGAUAGUUGUAGAGUGGAGAAAAACUGAUCUGGGGCAAGAAUAUGUUCUGCAGUACAGAGAUGAGCAGAUGGACCCAUUCUUCCAGCAUCCAUCAUUCAGGAACCGGGUGGAUCUCCAGGACAGACAGAUGAAGGCUGGAGACGUGUCUUUGGUUCUGAAGAACGUGACGACUAACGAUACUGGAACAUACCAGUGUCGAGUUCAAAACGAAGGAAGCCUUGACAGGAACAUCAUCAACACUGUCAUCCUGAAUGUUUCUGCUUCAGGAAAAAAGAAUGGAAGCAAAGGAGGAGGAGGAAACGGGAACGGAUCUAUUGGACUCUUAGUUGGUCUGCCAGUUGCCAUCAUUGUAUGUGUUGUAGCUGUUGCUGCUGUAUUUCUUUAUAAAAGAAGAAGUUUGAUGCAGAAACACAGUCCUGCUGAGUCAGCUAAACCAGAGCAUGUUUGAGUGUAAGAGUCCUGCAGCUGUUUCCUAGUGACUAUUUUACUGACUACAGCAACACACCAUCCUUCUGUCAGUAAUACGGACUUAUUAGGUUAUUUCAAAACUAUUUUAUUAGAGCUGCGCCAGUCAAGUGGCCACCGAUCAUAAUCGGCCGAUUUCC